AUGGUGGCCACAAGCACUGAUGGGUUGUUUGAGGCAGGAACAGUUUCUAGUUAUGACAGGAAAAGUGAAAUGAAGGCAUUUGAUGAUUCAAAGGCUGGUGUACAAGGACUUGUAGAAAAUGGUGUGACAAAAGUUCCACCUAUGUUCUGUUGUGAACAAUCUUCUCUUAAUGAUGGGUCACCUAGUGAAUCAUGUUCAAAAAUUAGCAUCCCCAUCAUUGAUCUCACAGGCAUCCAUGAUGAUCCAAUUUUGAGAAGUGAUGUUGUGGGAAAAGUUAGAUAUGCAAGUGAGAAGUGGGGGUUCUUUCAGGUUAUAAAUCAUGGAAUUCCAACUCAUGUUUUGGAUGAGAUGAUCAAAGGAACUUGCAAAUUUCAUCAACAAGAUGCAAAUGUGAGGAAAGAGUACUAUACCCGUGAUUUUAGUAGAAAAGUUUCAUAUCUUUCCAAUUAUACUCUUUAUGAAGACCCAUAUGCUGAUUGGAGGGAUACCCUUGCAUUUUCCAUGGCACCUCAUCCACCUCAAUUUGAAGAAUUUCCUUCAGUUUGUAGAGAUAUUGUGAUUGAAUACUCAAAGAAAACGAUGGUGCUUGGUUAUGCUUUGUUUGAGUUACUAUCAGAGUCUCUUGGCCUUAAUCGCUUUCACCUUAAAGAAAUGGGUUGUGCUGAAGGGUUACUUCAGUUAUGUCACUAUUACCCACCAUGCCCUGAGCCUCAGUUAACUAUGGGCAACAAGCAGCAUUCAGAUGGUAACGUCAUGACAAUACUUUUGCAAGACCAAAUGGGUGGCCUUCAGGUUCUUCAUGACAAUCAGUGGAUUAAUGUACCUCCCUUGCAUGGGGCUCUUGUAGUGAAUAUUGGGGAUCUUCUUCAGCUUAUGACUAAUGACAAGUUCAUCAGUGUUCAACAUAGAGUUUUAGCAAAGCAUCAAGGUCCUAGAAUUUCAGUUGGAUCCUUUUUUAGAACAGUUCCAUCAACAGUCUUUGGUCCAAUCAAGGAAUUGUUAUCUGAAGACCGUCCACCAGUAUACAGGGAAAUUACUCUAAAAGACUAUAUGGCACAUCGUUAUUCAAGUGGCAGUGGAACCUGUGCACUACUACACUUUAAGUUGUGA
Abrus precatorius (Indian licorice) is the source of this 1110-nucleotide messenger RNA. Its product is annotated as 1-aminocyclopropane-1-carboxylate oxidase homolog 1-like. Lineage: Eukaryota; Viridiplantae; Streptophyta; Magnoliopsida; Fabales; Fabaceae. The transcript has 3 exons. The record is from RefSeq and is a predicted model, not a curated record. Bases 1 to 1110 code for a protein of 369 amino acids.